AUGACAUGUUACAAGCUUCCAAAAGAUCUCUGUGACAAGCUGACCAGUGUCUUAAUCCAGUUCUGGUGGAGUAGCGAUGCAAACCACAGAAAAAUUUCAUGGGGAAAACUCUGCCGGAGAAAAGAAGAAGGCGGUCUUGGGUUUCAUGAUAUUAGCAGCUUUAACCAGGCUUUACUUGGGAAGCAAGCUUGGAGAAUAUGGUCCAGACCCUCUUAUGCUUGGAGAAGUAUAAUACAUGGACGAGAACUGCUUAAGGAGGGACUGGUAAUGCGCAUUGGUAAUGGAGAGCAAACAAGUGUCUGGAUGGACAAAUGGAUCAUUGAUGGAGUUGCAAGGGAACCUCAUUAUCGCCAAGAUGCUGUUGUGGAUCUGACCUUAAAAGUUUCAAGCUUACCGUUAAAACCGCUUGGGCUCAUUACUUCAUGGAAUGCAGUAAGAAGGUUGUAA
This is a messenger RNA of Raphanus sativus (radish), 447 nucleotides long. RefSeq lists its product as uncharacterized. NCBI's taxonomy places the organism in Eukaryota, Viridiplantae, Streptophyta, Magnoliopsida, Brassicales, Brassicaceae. The record is from RefSeq and is a predicted model, not a curated record. Bases 1 to 447 code for a protein of 148 amino acids. The transcript has a single exon.